AGAAAAACACUUCCGAGAGGGAGAAUGAAGAGAGGAGAAGACGAGGUGGACCUCAGCUUAAGCCUUUUCAUCGGCUCAAACGUCUUCCGUACAAAACCGGCUUCUCCACCGUCCGAUACGACUUCCAUAAGAUCCGAUGAAUCCAACGGCUUAGAUUCUCUCAAACCGCAGCGGAAGCGGUUUCUGUUCGCGCUGCGGCGCCAAGAAGCAAAGAAGAAGAGAAUAGAGAAGAAACAGCAGCAGCUGAACCGUAGCAAUGGCAUUCCCGUAAAUAGUCACACAUGCAAUGGCAAUAUGUUAUCGGAAGGUCGAGCGGCGAAGAAUGGCAGAUUUGGUAAUUUCGAUCAGAUGCAAUACCCUUCUUUUUCCAUGGUGCCGGUGCCGAUGCCUUGCUGGGCCCCAAACGCCGCGGCUAAUGCAUCACCGUCGAUCUCUGGGGUGGGCCCAUAUGGACUGAAUUCUGGUUUUCCGGAAUUUGAACGGUCGGAUUCAAAGCAGAAUGGGAGCAGCAGCAUCUCUUCUGCGGUCUCGGAUGCUCAGAGUGCUUCUCUUCAUGGAUCGAGUGGCAGUCACUCGAGAAGCCAUUCAAGUUGCACCUCAUUCAAAAAACUCAAAGCGGACAACCAACCUCAGGAAUCUGCCCGUGCAGUUGAACACACAAAAGAAAAACUGACAACAUGGAAUACCAUGAAUUCUAUUUCUACCACAGCCAAGACCAUUUCAACUCCUUCAAGCCUCACUAAACACCCACACUCUCCCACCCAAAGAGAAGGAAACAAGGAAAACCUGACACCUCUCACUCCAUCACUAUCACAAAUGCCAUGUGUGUGGACGACUGGGGACGGCCCCAAUGGGAAAACCGUAACUGGGUUUUUGUAUAGAUGCACAAAGACAGAGAUUAGCAUCAUUUGCGUCUGCCAUGGAAUCUCAUUCUCACCCACCGAGUUUGUGAGCCACGCCGGGGGCACUGAUAUUUCUCACCCGCUCAGGCAUAUCGUAGUCGUUCCAUCCCUUUACUACCCUUUGGAUUGACAACCGUCUAUGCUAACUUCUCUUCCUAACUGUUUCAUCUGGGAAGGAAAUGGAGCAGACCAUGAAUAUGAUAUGAAUAUAUGUAUGUGUGUGUGUAUAAACGUUACAUGAUUUUCUUUUUCUUUC
Messenger RNA from Magnolia sinica, 1158 nucleotides. RefSeq names its product ninja-family protein 2-like. The transcript has 2 exons. Gene Ontology annotation, cellular component: nucleus. Bases 25 to 1032 code for a protein of 335 amino acids. Gene Ontology annotation, biological process: negative regulation of DNA-templated transcription; signal transduction. Lineage: Eukaryota; Viridiplantae; Streptophyta; Magnoliopsida; Magnoliales; Magnoliaceae. The record is from RefSeq and is a predicted model, not a curated record.